This is a messenger RNA of Didymodactylos carnosus, 957 nucleotides long. The record is from the annotation of a GenBank genome assembly. Lineage: Eukaryota; Metazoa; Rotifera; Eurotatoria; Philodinida; Philodinidae.
AUGAAAGAACGUAUUGUAAUAAUCAAUCCUGUAUACAAGGAUUUAUCUCUCGAGCAUGAGAUAUUAGCACCGAGCAAUUAUGAACUAGUUGUUGCGAAUGUGCAUUCUCCUAAUGAGUUAGUAUCCAUGAUGUCAGAUGCUGUAGCAUUGAUGACAGUCGAUGUGCCCAUCAAUGGUGAACUUGUUUCUCAACUAUCUCAUUGCCGAGUAGUUUCACGAAUGGGUGUGGGUUUUGAUUGUAUCGAUGUUAAAGGGUGCCGUCAACACAACGUUGAAGUGUGUUAUGUACCUGAUUAUGGUACAGAAGAUGUGGCGAAUCAUGCAAUUGCUUUACUAUUCUCAGCUCAUCGUCGAUUACUGACUUAUCAUCGUUCAAUAACUAACGGUAUAUGGGAUUAUAAGGUUGGAGGACAAUUACAUAAUUUGAAUGAAUUAAAGUUGGGCGUAAUAGGAUUAGGAAGAAUAGGAUCGAAUUUUGCUAAAAAGAUGAAAAUUUUUGUCAAAGAUAUUUAUGGUUACGAUCCGUUUAUUUCAAACGAGAAGAUACGAGAACAAAAUAUUCAUCCAAGCUCCACCGAUGAAAUAUUUUCAGAAUGUGACAUUAUUUCAUUACAUAUUCCGUUAACUGAGAAAAAUUAUCAUUUCAUUUCAUCAGCUACUAUUGCAAAAAUGAAACGUCAACCAAUUUUUAUUAACGUAAGUCGUGGAGGUUUAGUUGAUACGACAGCUCUCAUUGUUGGCUUGAAAACUGGACAAAUAUCUUAUGCUUGUCUUGAUGUGUUAGAAGAUGAAUCGAAUAUUAAUCAAGAAUUAAUCAAAUUAGAAAAUGUCCUUUUAACACCACAUGCUGCUUGGUAUUCAAUUGAAGCUGAAAAACAACUACGAACAAAAGCCAUAACAGAUGUUCUACGAGUAUUGAAUGGUCAAAAGCCAGUUUAUCCUGUUCCAAACGAAUAA